GCCUACUUCACUGUCUCCAAGCUCCUCGUCUCAAUCCUCGCCUCUUAAACCACGAAUUACCGCUCGUUAAAGCAAUCAAUUGCAAUACAACCGCCAUCAUGAAGAUUGCUACCGUCACCAGCGCCCUCACCUUCGCUCUCUCCGUCGUCGCCGCACCCAGCGCCACCACCUCCACAACCAAACGUGGCGGCAAGGCCAGCUGCCCCGUCAACGCCGCCCAGCCCGAUGGCAGCCUUGGUAAAUCCUACGUCUCGACCAGCCUUCUAGUCCCCAUCUCCAAGAACCUGCCCAAUUAUGCCUUCCCUGCGACGCAAUGGGCGCAGGUGACACCUAAGGACAUUUGCACAGUCUUCAACCUCGAUCUACCCGUUGCCCAGACCCAAGGCAAGGUGUGCAACCUCGUCUUCGACUUCCCUUCAUGGGAGCAGGCACCUGGGAAGUUCAUUUUCCUCGGACAAGGUACCUUUAAGUUCACCGGGUAUGCCAUUGGCGUCGGAGCCGUCGCUGGACAGACCACAUAUAAUAAGCAGCCUGCUCCCGGCCCUAGCCCGCCUAACCCCCCGCCCACGAUGACACCCGGCCAUAGCUAUAUUGUCAAUAGUGCCCCAUGCGGCAUUCCAGCUGAGGUUCCGGGAAGUGUGACUGUAUCAGGAAGUCUCUGCUCGCCGGACACCACCUUCAUGUUCCAGCAGAGCAAAGAUGGUUGCCCAGUUGGAUUCUUCGUCGUCUUGACAGAUGCGUGAGCAGGUGAAUCGCGGUCUGAUAUCCCUGGAAUUCCC
Colletotrichum scovillei is the source of this 779-nucleotide messenger RNA. RefSeq lists its product as uncharacterized. NCBI's taxonomy places the organism in Eukaryota, Fungi, Ascomycota, Sordariomycetes, Glomerellales, Glomerellaceae. The transcript is spliced from 2 exons. The record is from RefSeq and is a predicted model, not a curated record. The coding region runs from base 99 to 743 and encodes 214 amino acids.